AUGCCCCUUGGCCCUCAGGCGUUCCUCUACUUACAUUUGCUUCCAGUCCAGAAAUUCGAUCAGUGGGCGAGCAAACAUGUUGAAUUUUGUCAACUACACCUCCUGAAAGAUGCUGUCAUUGGCGUCGAUGCCUCAUAUUACCUUGACCUGCGCCUGAACGGAAACAACGAGGAGCCCCUCAAACAUGCACUUGGUGGCUUACCCUUCUGCUACAAGAAAGCCAUAGAAGACGAUAUUUCUUUCCUGCGCCAAAAUGGUAUCAACCUGAUCUUCGUGUUCAAUGGCCUGGACUACGUGAACAAGAGUCUUCCGGACUCGCGAUCGACCGAGAGCAGAAGAGUUCAAGAUGAAGCGUGGCAUCACUAUUUGAGUGGGGACGGCAAGAGGACUGUUGUAGACUUCGGAAAGGCCAAAUACCCCAUUGACGUGAUGACCAGAUCUCUCCAGAAACUCCUGGCGGACAAUAAAGUGCAAUACAUGGUCGCUCCCUACAGUGCAACAGCACAGUUGUCCUACCUCCUCAAGCUAGAAGACCAGUACAUUGAUGCCAUUAUGGGAACCACAGAAUGUUUUCUAUUUGGCAUCGAUAGAGUCGUGACGGACUUCAAUCUCAACAAGUCAUCCCUGAGCCUGGUCAGCAAAUCUGUGUGCGAAGAUGUUCUCAAAGUCAACGGUGAGACGCUUCGAGAUGCUCAGCUCCUCCUCGGCACCUCUUUCACUCCUACUUUCCCAAUCCUUGAUAGUAUGGCCGCGACGAAAGCAACCGGCGUAAUCGAUGCAAUCUCUCUGCUUAAUGCUGCCGGGAAAUCUGUGAUACAGCUUUGCAAUUUUCACCGGGAUCAUCCACAGAUCCAGGCGCUGAGAUAUGCUGAUCGAUACAAAAAGGCGAUCAUGACGAUCAGACACCAUGUGGUCAUGGAGAAAAAUGGAGUAGUCGCUCCUCUGAACUUCGACGAUGCCCCAGGCGAUGUUCACGAAUUCGUCGGGCAAAGACUUCCUGAGGAGCUGUUCUUCUACAUCUCGAAAGGACUUCUGGGGCCGCAAAUCCCCAAUUGGCUGACAUCUGGCGAAAUCGUCCUUUCCCUCCCCGGCGGUGUCUUGGAUUCGGAACCUUACCGUAGAUUGGUGAUAGAAUUACUCAAUCCUUUCCGCACCGAGGCUCUCAAAAUUCUAGCAGAGUCUCUCAAUUACUACUAUCAGUCCAGAGUUAUCAAGGUGGAUCCAUGGGUUCCUCAGGACACCAGCAAUUUGACCAUCGAGAUCAGAAACACUCCCCCCAUGAGGAACAAAUUAUCUCCGUGGAAAGUUCGAGGAACCGAAAUUGAAUCGGUCCCAGGAAAUGCUGGGACGGUCUCUCUAUUUCUUCCGUGCUUGCGAGCUCUCAAGGAUUCCGCUUUUGCGGAGAAGACUAUCACCAAAGGCAGAGUGGAACAUCCAGCACUUCGAUCGGUCGACGAAGUUCUUGUCAACACGGUGUUCCGCUUUCUCCACGUUCGCGACUAUAUCGACGACAAGCACGAGGUGACCGCAUGGGGCAAGGCUCUAGAAACCGCAGUGGCAAUUGCGGACGAGGAGUACACGAUUGUUGGAGUGGAAAUGCUCAGACUCGGGCUGUUUACGGGCAAUUUUGCCACAGGAACACCCGUUGCGCGAACGGACUAUGAGCGCAAGGUGUACACAAAUCUCAUUUCCAAGACCGCUUGUCUGGGUAGAAUUCGGCACAAGCCCAUGGGAUUUGUCGGACCUCUUGAUCGGCAGUUAUUGACAUUUGCGUGGAAGAUCACGGCGGUCCGCACUUCGCUGAGGGAUCUUCUGGAAACUGUGAUGACAAGCAUGUUCCUAAACGGGGACGUGGAUCGAGAUCGUGAAGAUUGGAUUGGUCUGGCUCAGAGGCUACCAUUUGCCAGUGACAAUGGUUCUGGACUCGGAAUAGCUGUUAAGACCUAUCUGGACGCCGUCAACGAGGAGCCUGAAGUCACCGAUGCCUUGAAAACCAGUAUCAAGCAACAAGAAGGGAAAUACAAUUGGUUUGGACAGCUCAAAGGAGGCGGCAACUUGACCAAGAGUCUGGACCAGGCCUGGAAAAUCUGGGAUGCUGUCUAUGCUGCAAGUCAAGUACCUGGGACAGAAGUCAAGGAAACUAAGCUCUUCUCCGAUGCCAACGAGUGGCUUUCCACUCGACGAUGA
Molecule: messenger RNA, 2187 nt
Organism: Rhinocladiella mackenziei CBS 650.93
Lineage: Eukaryota; Fungi; Ascomycota; Eurotiomycetes; Chaetothyriales; Herpotrichiellaceae
Exons: 6
Coding region: 1-2187 (728 amino acids)
Biological process (GO): mismatch repair; DNA recombination; DNA double-strand break processing
Cellular component (GO): nucleus
Molecular function (GO): 5'-3' DNA exonuclease activity; 5'-flap endonuclease activity
Source: RefSeq, a predicted model, not a curated record